ACACAACUUUAGACCAUUUUCAUAAGAUAAAAAGAGAGGUGUCUUCCAUUGCCAAAACGAGUUUGCAAAUCUAAAGCUUCACAAUGACAUCUUACCAUGUUUCUCAUGAGUCAAAUCGACCACCAGGUCCUUCACCACUAUACCAACCGAUGAUAGAGGCUCCGCCGCCACCGUAUCCACCAACCAGAACGAGGUAUCAAGACUACUAUGGCGGCUACGGUCAGCCGCAUCCACCACCACUGCGUCCAUAUAGAUCAGAUGAAUACUACGGAGAAGGAGAAUAUGAUGGUUGCUUCCCUUUUCUAAGAAGAUGUUUGACGGCGCUAUGUUGUUGCUGGUUCUUGGAACAAUGCUGCCUUAGAAGUCGUUAUUAAUUCUUAUAUGAGAAUGUUACUCUCUAUAAUCUACUUUUGAUCCGUUUUACGUACCUGUUGUAUCGAGUAAAUUAGAAUUCUUGUUUUGUUUAUGAAACUUGGAGUUCUAAUAAUAAAAGAAACAGCAUUGGGUUUCCAAAAGUAGCAGGAGAUGAGUGUACUAAA
Camelina sativa (false flax) is the source of this 539-nucleotide messenger RNA. Its product is annotated as protein CYSTEINE-RICH TRANSMEMBRANE MODULE 7. The record is from RefSeq and is a predicted model, not a curated record. Lineage: Eukaryota; Viridiplantae; Streptophyta; Magnoliopsida; Brassicales; Brassicaceae.